AUGUGCCGCCCAGGUCUGGACACAAAGGACGACCCGUUCGACCCGCAAGCGCGCACACCUCCUCCUCGCCCUCGGCGCCCAACUCUCGAGUUGUCGCCUGACACGCGGCACAUCAUCGAUCGGGCGACCGGCUGGCCGCCGCGCAGCCCGAGCGCCCCGUCUCUCGGUCCCCAUCGCCCGCACCCGGUCGUCAACCAUGCAGCGCUCGCGGCGCUCACUCGCUCGCACGACGAGGUCCGCGGCAACUCGGGCGUUCUCGACCCGGAGGUCGCCCACCUGUUCGGCACCGACGCGUGGCUGCACAUCGGCAACACGGACCGCAACCGGCGGCUCAUGCGCGAGCAGCGCAGGGCUGCAAAGCGAGCGGCACAGGGCCUCACGACGCCCUCGCCCGUGUUCAGCGUGCGAUCGGCAUCUGCGCCUGCGUCGCCUGGCCCUGGCGAGUCGCACGCGCCGAUCCGAUCCUGGUUUUCGGUCGCGUCGUCCUCGUCCGGCGACCACGACGACCACGACGACGAGCCGCCGCUUCCUCGGCCGCUUCCUCGGCCGCGCCCGGGCCUCUCGGUCCAUCGAGGGCGUCAGCCGGGGCUCGUCCUGUCGCGAGUGGACGGCCCGCCCGGCGCCGUGCGCCACCUCGCCCUGCCGGCAAUCGGCUCGCCGUUCAACGUGCGCCUCCCGGCGCUCGCUCGCGGCCGCACGCCGUCGCCCGAGCUGCGUCAGCUUUCGCCGACGCGACCGCGGCGUCAGGGCGUGCAGCUCGGCGACUUCUCGACUUGA
Molecule: messenger RNA, 777 nt
Organism: Rhodotorula graminis WP1
Lineage: Eukaryota; Fungi; Basidiomycota; Microbotryomycetes; Sporidiobolales; Sporidiobolaceae
Exons: 2
Coding region: 1-777 (258 amino acids)
Source: RefSeq, a predicted model, not a curated record